This is a messenger RNA of Misgurnus anguillicaudatus (oriental weatherfish), 1394 nucleotides long. The record is from RefSeq and is a predicted model, not a curated record. Lineage: Eukaryota; Metazoa; Chordata; Actinopteri; Cypriniformes; Cobitidae.
CAUUUAAUUUGUUGCUUGGGAAUUGAACCCAUAACCUUUGACAUCCUAACACAGUGCUCUACCAAUCGACCUUCAGUUGGGGAAUAGAUAAUGACAAGUGAACGAUCCUUUUCCUUUUGGAAAACAAGUUUGCACCGUUUUAAUGCAGCUUUACAGAAAACAUUUCACUAAAACAAAAUUAUGCCAAAAUAUUUGUAUCUGUACCUCUGAGUAAGCAAACUGAAGGCCAAACAUAGACCUUACUCAUUUAUUUCAUUUCCUUUGUGGGUUUUUAUGAAAAUACGGAAAGAGGUUGUGUCAACUUCCUUUUUGCUGUCAGCUCAGUAACAUGGACACACUCUAUGAAAAUACAGAUUUCGUAGAUUUAUCUAUCAAUGAAGCCUCUUACUGUAAGGGAGUCCAUCAGAAGAGAGAUGUGACUCAAUCUAAGUGUACUAAAGUUCUUCUGUUGGUUCUCUGCGUCUUUGUUGUUCUUGCUGUUGGUGGUCUCUGUGUUUUGGGGGUCCUGUAUAAUAAUAAUAAUCUUGGAGAUUUUGAAUCACUGCACGUACAGCACCAAAGGGCUUUAAUGCAACUAUCAGCUCAAGAGAUUAAUGCCACAAUCAUGGAGAGAAAACUUAAAGGGUUAAUGGCCGACCUCACCACAGUUAGAGAGCAACUGUCUUUUUGUAAAGACAUGGAAAGUGAACUUCAUGAAUUAAAAGCCAAGAACAACAAACUAAGAGCUUCCCUUUAUGAUGCUCAGUCUUGCGAUCUCUGGACAGUUUGUCGUGGGAUGAUUUACUUCAGCACUGAUAAACGAGACUGGGCAAGCAGUCGUGCUGUGUGUGUUUCAAUGGGAGCUGACCUGGUUACCAUAACCAGCCAAAAAGAACAGGAUUUCCUGGUGUCUAAAAUUAAAGAGACUCACUGGAUCGGUCUUAAUGAUCUGGAGACUGAAGGUCGAUGGGUUUGGGUGAAUAACAAAAGUCUUGAGGAGACCCGAGUAGAGUUCUGGCACAAGAGGACAUCUGAGAAAAGUGAACCUGAUAACUGGAAGGUGGAGGAUCCAUCCGGAGAAAACUGUGCCAGUCUGGGUUACCGCGGCGGCUAUCUACACAAUUGGUUUGAUAAUUCUUGCAAAGAGCUGAAGAGGUUCAUCUGUGAAAAGAAAUAAUUUACUUCCACAUAUGAUAGAGGUCUGCUUUCUAAAUAUGCAAACAUACUUCAGACACAAUAAUAAAAGACAAAGAGACGUGUUAGAUUAGGCCUGUUCUCCAUUCAAGUGUGAGUAAAAUCUUAACCAUGUCACAGUCCUGUCAUCCUUGUAAAUGUAUUGUGUUAUUAGUUAAAGGUUUGUGUUAGAGUGUGAUGUUCAGAUCCUGAAUUUUGUUCUGGUGUCAGGAUCUAAACUU